CUUUUUUUUUUUUUUAAAUAAAGCGCACAAGAGGGGAGAGCUGAAGGAGACCGCUGAAGCAGGCAUACACUAAAAAUGAAGAACAUCGCGGUGCUUCUCAUGGGUUGCGGAGGAGUUGGGCGUCAGCUCCUCCAACACAUUGUGUCUUGCCGAUCCCUUCACUCAAAGCACGGUGGCUGGUUUUGCAAAUUUCGGCUUGGUGGUGGGCAAUUCCUAUGCUAUGGAAUCCGCUUGAGAGUUGUGGGAGUAUGUGAUAGUAAAUACUUAGUUGUUGCCCCGGACGUGUUCAGCAUGGAGUUAAGUGAUAAACUUUUGUUGGAAGUUUGUCGGGUCAAGUCCGAUUCUUCAUCCCUGUUGACUCUAAGCAGUUCUGGUGAAUGUCAAGUAUUCACGGAUUCUGAAUUAACAAAGAAAAUAGUAGACGCUACUGCUCUCUUGGGUACAGGCUUGGCUCUAGUGGAUUGCUCUGCGAGUUCUGAGACUAUUGGAGUGCUUAAUCGAGCUGUGGAUUUGGGCUGUUGCGCUGUCCUGGCAAAUAAGAAGCCUGUUACUUCUAAAAUGGAGGAUUACGACAAGCUUGUCUCACACCCUCGUCGUAUUCGGUAUGAAUCAACAGUUGGUGCAGGGCUUCCCGUCAUUGCAUCCUUAAACCGCAUACUUUCAUCUGGAGAUCCCGUUUAUCGUAUUAUUGGGAGUUUGAGUGGCACAUUGGGAUAUGUAAUGACUGAGGUUGAAGAUGGAAAGCCGUUUAGCCAAGUUGUUAAAUCUGCUAAAAGUAUGGGCUACACAGAACCAGAUCCACGUGACGACCUCAGUGGGAUGGAUGUUGCAAGAAAGGCUUUGAUACUUGCCCGACUUCUUGGCUCGCGCGCGAACAUGGACAGCAUUAAGAUUGAAAGCUUGUAUCCUGAAGAAAUGGGACCCGAUGUAAUGUCUGUUGAAGAAUUUCUCGACAAAGGGGUUUUAUUGCUUGAUAAAGAUAUUCAAGAAAGAGUUCACAAGGCUUCCUUGAAUGGAAAUGUUCUGCGUUACGUCUGUGUGAUUGAGGGGUCAAGGUGUGAAGUUGGCAUUCAAGAGCUUCCAAAGAACUCUCCUUUAGGAAGACUUAAAGGAAGUGACAAUGUGUUGGAGAUAUACAGCCGCUGCUAUAAGGAAAAACCGCUGGUUAUCCAAGGUGCCGGAGCAGGGAGCGACACUACAGCAGCUGGUGUCCUUGCUGAUAUCCUUGAUCUUCAGGAUUUGUUUCCUUGAAAGUAUUUUUCUCUAUAGGUCAUCAGUUGAAGAAAACCACAUUCCCAGUUUCAACACCCAGUUUCCACAGGUAGUCAGGUACUGGUAAAACUCUCAAGAGUUCAUCGAUUUCUAGUAGAGUUCACCAUGCCAGGCUAUAAAUCUAAUACUUGUGAGGAGGUGGUCCCUUUAGAAGUUAGUGAGGAACAUGAAAAUUUUGGUUAUUUUGUUAGAGAUGUCUUUGCUUCCGCUGAAGGAGAUUGGAGUAAUGGGUCGGGGUGUGGAGGAAACAAUUUAAAAAUAUGAUUUACAUUCUUGAUCUUCAAACUGCCAUGUUUUCUUAAGCAGUCAGUGAUUUAUUUUUAUUUUAUCUUUUGUUCCAAGUAGAAUGGCAAUUACUUGUGUCUGUUUAUGUAGUUUAAUAUUUCUGCAGUUAAGCAAGUCCAAUGUGCAAACUGGAUUUGCACAUUUUUUCUUGGGUUUAA
Messenger RNA from Morus notabilis, 1715 nucleotides. RefSeq names its product bifunctional aspartokinase/homoserine dehydrogenase 1. The transcript has 13 exons. Gene Ontology annotation, molecular function: homoserine dehydrogenase activity; aspartate kinase activity. The coding region runs from base 76 to 1251 and encodes 391 amino acids. The record is from RefSeq and is a predicted model, not a curated record. NCBI's taxonomy places the organism in Eukaryota, Viridiplantae, Streptophyta, Magnoliopsida, Rosales, Moraceae. Gene Ontology annotation, biological process: aspartate family amino acid biosynthetic process.